AUGGAGCCAGAAGGCCCAUUGAAUGAUGAGGACUCGGAUGAAGACUGGUUCUGUGGAUCACCCGCAUUCCCAAACCAGUAUGCCUGUAUCACUCUUCGCGGUGGCUCUUGGAAUGGUCCUCCGGAGUGGGAAAUCCCUGACGAUGGCGAAGGGCCGGUUUUUGAGGGACCGGGAAGUACUCCCAGUCUCUCCAUUCUGGAAAACCCAGCCUCGCCGCCCACAAAUAUGCAAGAAGGCAUCGCGUCUGGCUGCAACCGCUACGUCCAGGCCAACAUCACGAUUGCCUCAUGUUGGAAGAUUACCAAUGAUGGCGGCACCUUGCAAGCACGCUUGUUCGAGGUCGACCUCGUUGUCGGCAAGCCGGGCGAGCGCUGCGAUACGCAGGUGUGGCUUGGCUACUAA
Molecule: messenger RNA, 402 nt
Organism: Colletotrichum chrysophilum
Lineage: Eukaryota; Fungi; Ascomycota; Sordariomycetes; Glomerellales; Glomerellaceae
Exons: 2
Coding region: 1-402 (133 amino acids)
Source: RefSeq, a predicted model, not a curated record